Molecule: messenger RNA, 2028 nt
Organism: Pogona vitticeps (central bearded dragon)
Lineage: Eukaryota; Metazoa; Chordata; Lepidosauria; Squamata; Agamidae
Product: perforin-1
Biological process (GO): immunological synapse formation; defense response to virus; T cell mediated cytotoxicity
Cellular component (GO): membrane
Molecular function (GO): wide pore channel activity
Source: RefSeq, a predicted model, not a curated record
GAUCCAUGACAGUAUCACAUCUGAGGUGAGGUUUCCCCCCUUCCCCCUGCUCAACCUUGACAUCCUGUCUGUGGGAGGUAAACUCAAGCGGAUGCGCAUGUACAUAAACACAUCUUCCCUGUCUACUGACAUCCAGAUACGCAUACAGCCUGAACCUGGUAAUCUUCCUUCCCUUCUCCUGCAGUCAAAGGUUCCGCAAUGCUGAAAACGAACCAUCCCUCUGCAGCUUUUCUGUACCUUCCGGUCUUCCUUUUCCUCCCUGCUAUCUCUCCCCAAUGCCAGACCGCCCCAGAGGACCGCUGUCAGGAACAUAAGGAUUUUGUGCCGGGCCACAACUUGGCUGGGGAGGGUUUUGACAUAACAACCCUAGAGAAGAAGGGGGCCAGAGUGUUGGACAUGAGUCUGUGGCAGAAGCCAGACGGGACUUGCGUUUUGUGCCAGAACCCACUGCUGGAAGGGAAGCCACUCCAGAGACUCCCGUUGGCCGCUGCUGACUGGGAGGCCAAAGUCAUGUGCCAGAGGAAAGUUCACACCUCCUCGCAGAACUCGGGCCUCUCUGUGGUUCAAGGAGCCUCAUCCGAUGUGCAAAAUGACUGGAAGGUUGGGCUGAACGUGGAAAUCCAUCCGAAUGCUAAAGCCGAGGUGUCAUUGGCCGGAUCGCACUCCAAGGUGGCCGACUUCAGCAUGGAUAAAAGCUCCCGGGACAAGUACACUUUUGCAAAGCAUGAGGUGUCCUGCUCUUAUUACAGCUUCCGUGUCAGCCAUCACUGGCCACUCACCCAGCAUUUCAAGCAUGCCCUGAAGAACCUCCCUCGAACGUACCAACGCGAAUCUCGGCUGGAAUACCGCCAGCUUAUCGAAACUUACGGGACUCAUUUUAUAACACGCCUUCACUUGGGGGGGCGGGUGAGGGAUGUGACCGCUUUGCAGGUGUGUAAGUCAGUGCUGGACGGAGUGAACGCUGAUGAGAUCAAAGACUGCCUGGCCAUCGAAGCAGCUGCCAGUAUUGGGGCUGACAAAGGGAAGAUGGAUGCAACCUACAAAACAUGUGAAGAGCUAAAGAAAAGAAGUAAGUUCCAUGGCGACUUCCACCAGAUGUACAAGGAGAGGUACACAGAGGUCGUGGGCGGUCAUGGUCACAUGGACCUGCUUUUUUCUGAUGACCAGAACAAAGAGUUGUUCAAAGAGUGGUUGGAAGGCCUCAAGUCUAUGCCUGGCCUACUCUCCUACCAUCUACAACCCAUCCAUAACCUGGUGCCCAAGGCGGAUCCUAAGAGAGAGGGCUUAAAGCAGGCAGUGAGUGAGUAUGUGACUGAAAGAGCCCUAUGGAGGAACUGCAGCCAUCCUUGCCCACCGGGAACCCAACGUAGCCCUCGGGACCCCUGCUCCUGUAUAUGUCACAGUGACAGCACCACUGAUACUAUGUGUUGUUCAAGGAAACGAGGACAGGGUAAACUCACAGUGACCAUUCAACGUGCCCAUGGAUUGUGGGGAGACCAUUUCACACACACCGAUGCUUACGUCAAGGUGUUUUACCAAGAAAGGGAGAUUCGCACACCCACCAUUUGGAACAAUAACAAUCCGGUAUGGAACGUCCACUUAAACUUGGGAAAUGUCCAGGUCUUGGGAGAAACUAGCAAGAUUCGACUACAAGUCUGGGACGAGGACAACAAAUGGGAUGAUGAUCUUCUGGGAUCAUGUGACCAAAUACUGCAGAGCGGGAAGCCACAUGAUGAAGUCUGUUACUUUACUCAUGGAAGCCUGUAUUUCCAACACCACUUGGUCUGUGGCCCCUACCUUGGUGGCCCCUUCUGCCUAGAUUAUGUGCCUCAGCAACCAAAAUAUGUGGGUGCUCUGUUACAGCGUAAGGGCAAAGCAGAUCCUGUGACAAAGGCUCCCUGAGUAAAUAAACCUCUGCUUUUGUCCAAGAAUGGAGACUCACAGGUGGUACUUACCGUGUUUCCCCGAAAAUAAGACAGGAUCUUAUAUUAAUUUUUGCUCCAAAAUUGCAUUAGGGCUUGUUUUCAG